This is a messenger RNA of Eleginops maclovinus (Patagonian blennie), 1817 nucleotides long. Its product is annotated as C-X-C chemokine receptor type 2-like. The coding region runs from base 132 to 1190 and encodes 352 amino acids. Gene Ontology annotation, molecular function: C-C chemokine receptor activity; C-C chemokine binding. The record is from RefSeq and is a predicted model, not a curated record. Gene Ontology annotation, cellular component: membrane; external side of plasma membrane. The transcript has 2 exons. Gene Ontology annotation, biological process: calcium-mediated signaling; G protein-coupled receptor signaling pathway; immune response. Lineage: Eukaryota; Metazoa; Chordata; Actinopteri; Perciformes; Eleginopidae.
UGCAUCACACAUAUGUCGUAACACAUUAGGUAAGGAAACAGGACAUUGGGUCAACUCCAUAAAAACGUUUAAAGGGAUCCUCAUUGGCAUUUGAGGGGAGAGCUGCUGUCGUCUCUAAAGGAUUUAAAGUCAUGUCGUUCUUCUACUCAUUUGAGGACUACACUUCAAAUUAUACCCAUGACAAUCACACACCCUACGUUGUGAAUCCAAAUACUUUAUCAUGUGAGACGGAACCGCUCACUGCGACACCAGCUAUCAUACUGUGUCUCAUCCUCAUAGCCAUCUUUUUACUGGCCAUACCAGGGAACCUGUUAGUGGGGUGGGUGAUCGGCACCAGCAGACAGGCCAGGACUCCAUCAGACAUAUACUUGUUCCACCUGACGAUAGCAGACGGACUGAUGGCCCUGACCAUACCGUUCUGGGCCAUCGCGUUGCUUAAAGGAUGGAUCUUUGGGGACUUCCUGUGUAAGUUCCUCAGCCUCACAUUCGAAACAAACUUCUACACCAGCGUCCUCUUCCUGGCCUGCAUUAGCAUCGACCGUUAUCUGGUGAUCGUGCACGCAAGUGAGAACGUUGGGACUCGACAGAGGAAGUGCAGCCGGAUCCUGUGCGGGGCGGUUUGGGCCUUCGGUUUGGCCCUUGCUCUUCCCGCACUUUUCAACGAUGCCUUCAAGCUAACCACAAACUCAGAGAGGAUUAUCUGCCACGAAAGAUUCGACAUCGACAGCGCCAGCUCAUGGAGGAAUGUCACGCACGGUUUCCGCCAUAUUUUUGGCUUCUUUCUCCCUCUGUUUGUGAUGAUAAUGUGCUACAGCAUCACCAUCACCAAGCUAUUGCAAAGUCGAGGUUUCCGGAAGCACCGUGCCAUGAAGGUCAUCAUAGCCGUGGUGGUGGUGUUCCUGCUGUGCUGGACGCCGUACCACAUGACCACGAUUAUAGACCUCCUCAUGAAGACAGGUCUGAUUCGCUAUGACUGUGCUUUGAGGAUGUCAGUGGACCGGGCUAUGGUGAUAACAAACGGCCUGGCUCUGUUCCACAGCUGCAUCAACCCUGUCCUCUACGCCUUCGUGGGAGAGAAGUUCAGGAUGAAGAUGAUGCAGCUUUUUCACUGGAAAACCAGAGCGGACUGGGUGUCAAAGAUCAGCAGGUCCACAUCGCAGACCUCAGAGGGCAACGGAGCUGUUCUCUAAACGUCAAGCCAAGUACAUUUCACAAAUUCGGUCCUUUAUUUUUUGCUGCACUGCUGCCAUCUACUGAAUGUACUGUUGUUGACAUGUCUACUAUUGAACCCUCCCACUUUUCAAGCCUCUGAGGUGGUUUUUUUUCAUUAAUUGAUCAUUUACGUUGCUUUAAAUGGACCAGAAUUAUGAUUCAGGAAAUGCUUUUUCAAUCAACGAAUCAUGGAGUGCAUGCUAUUUUAAAUAACCAUCAGAUGCCCCAAGAGUAAUUCAACAGUGACACCGCUUUCAUAAAAUGUUCCUGUGUUUAUUGAAAUGCUGUAAAGUAUAUAUAAACUGUUAUAUACUGUAAAUAGUGAUGUUUUUAUCAUUACAACUCAAUAAAUGUUUCAAAUGUUAUUCACAUUUCAUGAUCUGAUAUGUUCCUUCAAAUAAAAUAUUUUGCAAAGUUACACAAUAUUCACAUAUCACGUAGGUAUAAUAGGAAUUAUAACAUCAUAAUAUUGCUAUACAACAUGUAAUGAAUUUCAUAUUUUAUCAUUAGAAAUAUCGCUAAAUGAUUUUGUUGAUUACACUGUUAUUUGUCCAGCAGAAGGCGAACACUUGCAAUAAAAAAAGUUCUAUAAAAGAUGAAAUGUA